GGGCAGCACUCCGGGACUAAACCGGGACUAAACCGGGACAAACCGGGCCCGGCUGCGCCUCAGACUCGGGCCGCACAUUUCGCACAUUUUUCGGAUGCUUCGCUGCGACUUUCUGGGACGAACCGGUUAAAAAAAAGGAUGUCAACAAGUGACGCAGGAGACCCGAGGCUCGGAGGAGGUGGAGGAGGAGAGACAGACGCAGCUACGCCUCUGAGCUCGCCACAAACACGGAGCCACACAGCGAGAGGAAAAGACGAGAUAUUUGCCAACGGCUUUGAGCAUCGACCUGAAAAAGAAGCUGAAGUCGACACAACACAGACGCACACGGCUUUAACUCUUUCUCCAAACGUCCGGAGUCACACAGACGACACAAAUAGACCCACGUUCACGUCGCGAUUCUUCCUGAAACUCGGCUCCAAACCAGGUCUGAGCCGAGGCGUUUCCACAGAGAGUUUGGAUGCACCGUCUCCAGUUUGCAGUAAAGACAUAUUUUAUCGGGUUCACGAUCUCCCUUUGUACGCUGUGGACAAGAUCCCUCUUCGUUUGAGAGAAGUAACGAAAACUGAGAACUGCAUCAGCAUCGAGACCUGCAGCGCUGAUAUUCAAAGCUUCCAAAAUGGCCGCCGCGGAUUACAUAAAGAAAACGCAUCUCGAAGUGGGCUGCCAGCGAAAAGGCCGAACUCUUUGGAUUUAAACGUGGAUAGAACCAGGGCUAAGGGACUGCCUGAACAAUCCGCCAUGUUGUCUUCGACUGUGGUGACGGCGCUGGCCCCUCAGUGGAGCGGACGUUACCCCAAGAGCAAACGGGGAGGAAAUGGGACUCCGGAUUUUUCAGGGAACUUGCAGAGCCGGACGGAAAGCUCCCCCGGUGUCGAAAGGAUGCUGUCAAGCGGAAUACAAAGCCAACAGCACGCGCCGUUUACGAAGAGCAACACGGUGGGAUGGUCAACGUGGAGCAGGCCUACGGGUUUGGACAAUGACCGGAAAAUGGCUCAGUCGGCGUCUCUGGAUAUGCGAUUGGACGAUAAGAGAACGGAUAGACCGAUUCCGUCCCCUCUUUCACCCCUGACGCCUCUGUCCCCCGUUUCCCCCAUGGCCAUAGACUCGACUGAACCACAACGAUCGCCGCAAAGGGGGCACUCGCCUCUGAGCUCGAAACCAACCACGAGCAGCAUGCUUUUGUCCCUACGCCGCGUCAACAGCCCCAUCAGUCCUACAGAAAAUCAAUCGCUGAGUCCGGAUAGUUUUAACAGCAAUCGGCAGUUCUCAACGCAUCUCAGUCAAAGCUUUCAACACAAAAACCAGCUCUCUCCAAAUUCCAUUUCAAAUAACGGCAAUGCUCCUCUUUCCUCGUCGCCCACGCAAAGAGACAGAUUAGCAAACUCUUACAGCUAUUCAACAGCGUCGAGUGUGCAAACAGAACCGCCCUAUUCCCAAGCGAAUGCAAGUCAAGACGUUAUCCCACAGCAAAGAUCUUUUACCCGAGAUCCUCCAGAUAGUUCUAAGCUAGCCAAAAAGGCGCUAACACUGCCAAAACGCACACCGUACGACCCCACUGCCUUGUUAAAAUCCCACUCGACGGCAAGAAGGCCCCUGCUCUCUGCCAUAACCUGCGUGUCCCGGGACAACAACAACGACGGGAGCUCGCGCGUAACUUCAAAUGUAAAUAACAAAACGAGUUCGCAUUUAGCUGCGCCUUUUAAUAAUAAUAACAAUGCGCAGGCAGACAAAACAGCAAUCAUUGGGCAAAUCCCUAGUUAUAAAAGCAACACAAACAUGGCGGAGCUAGGUGGUAACGUUGUGAUGCUACAGGGAGGACUAGCUAGCACGCACAAUUCACCAAACCAUCAAUCAUCCCAGUUCAAAGCCCAAGCUGACUCAUCCACCAACAGGGAUCAACCAAAACCCAUAAGUUUGCCUGGUGUUUUGUCCAGUUCUAAAUUUAGCAUCGCAGCAACACAUACACCAGCGAGUCACGUUAAACCAGCUAACCAUGAUGCAAGCGGCGGUUUGUUUACAGCUAAAGGAACCGAGUUCACUCCUACACCUUUGCUAAGCCCCAAGAGCAGCUACACGCCCACAGAUAAUACCAGCAAAUACCAAAACAUGUACAGCACGUCAAAACCGACUUCUCCAACACCACAAAGUAAAGACAGGUCGGCCAAGAAAUCUCACUUAAACGAUAUUACAAAUGCGGUAACUAACGCUAAUUAUAAAUCGAGCUUACAGUUGGGUCAAAGCAGUAAGACGUCUCUUCAAUCGACUCCAGGUUCGUCGACUUUUUGCGCAACAACAUCUCAGAAGCAAGACUUUGAACGCAGCUAUGGUCCUAAACCCUACCAAGCCAAAACAACCCCAACAGUUAGCCUUUUUUCUAAAUCAAACUGCAGUCCAUCUCACAAUAACGCAACUACUUCCACUCCUUCGUUUCUCAGUCCACAUAGCCCCCCUGUUGCUAUCUCCUCCUUGCUAACUCCUCCUUCUACUCCUAACUACAACAGCCCUAGCUCCCCGCAAACUCCCAGCCCGAAAGCUAGCAAAACAUCCAGCAUUAGCGUCGACGGUGAUCCGAAAAAGCACAGUUCGAAAGGAGAGAAAAAACCUGCGAAGCGAGUAACUUUUGACGAUUCGGUUGAUUCAAACGCAGACGAAAAGCAGGAAUCACUAAAACCGUUGUCGCCGAGAAAUGUAAAAGCGCCAUCCAUUUUUAAUGCUUUGAGAUCUGAAAACCAACCGCAUACAGUUUCGCCCAAACCCAAGUUUUCGAGUUUACAAGUUGGCGCAGGGGGGAAAUACAGAUCUUUAUCGUCUGAUUCUGCAGAGAUGAAAUCAAGAGAAAUGUAUAAACAAAUGUCCACGGAAACCUUUGAUCAGAAAAAACAUGGUUUGAACUUGCCAAGACAAGAGCGGACGUUAUCUGCUGAAUCUGCUACUGCUCAGUACCGCUGCUCGCCUGCUCUGUCACUGCCUCCGGAUUUUUCGAGCGGCUAUAAGAAUCGCUACAGUUCGCCUCCUUACUCCACCCUCGUUUCUAGUCGAACAUCGCAACCUGAAACUAAGUCCAAGCCGCCGUGUUCACCUCUAUUCCAACGCAACUCGCAACCAAACCUUCCAAAUGCUACUCCGAAGAAUCCUUUGCUGAGGAGUGGGUCACUGUCCCUACGACCCGUGCAAAUAGACUUACAAGAUCGUUUGAAGCUAAAUGAUUUGAACUUAGACCAAGUCAACAAUAACCCCAUUAAGCCUGUAGGGGAGCUCCUCGCUAACGGACAAAUCCAGCUAGUUGAUAACAGAGUGCACAUCAGCUCACAAUCUCUGCCCGGCGACAGGUCUCUGCGCAUAUCUUCUUGCGUAACUGAGACUUUGGUGUACAGGUUAAAGGACAAAUUAGAAAAACCUGUAGAAGGGUCCAAGAACGCCCCACCUAAAAACACCGCAAACGUACCAGUCCCCAAGGAGACGCAGUUAAGUCAACAAGUGCAGAGAAAGGAGGUGUUGAAAGAACAGGACAAUAUGUCAAAUCUAAGCUCGAGCAGCUCAAUCGAAAGCCAAAACAUUGACGACGACGGCUCUAAACGGAAAAUAAAAGAGGUCGGCAAGAGCAAGUUUUAUUCAACUGAAAGCAACAGCGAACAAAGCCCCAAAAGAAGUCGUUUUACGUUGAAGAAAAGCUCGAGUACGCCCAACGCUAGCUUGACGAGAUCUGACUCGGAGAUGACUCUGAUGGACCAAAUGAUAAGCAAACUCAAACAGACUUUUAGCACAAAAAAGCCCAACAACGAUGAAGAGGCGUAUCCUAAGAAAUCUAAGAAGGCGUUGUCCUUAAGUGGGGUUAGCGACAGCAGCAUGAGCGACGCUACGGUGGACAGUAACAAAACACUGGAGGGAGAGGAAGAGAUGGAGCUAAAUAAUAAUGAAAAAGGGGUGGAGGACAUGCAUAGAUGGCCGAGUAAUAGAAACGCUCUUGUUCAAACGCCAAUUGAGAAAAACAAAAUGGAGGACCAGUUUUCAGUGUGGCCAGAUGAAGUGAUCGUAGACAAUGAAGGGAUACGUGAUAAAAGGAGUUCUCCCCAUUUGAAAACACACAGUCCAAGUAAAGAACACGAGGCUUUUGAUUUCAAACCAAACCAGUUUUUGUCUCCCAGUGACUUCAAUUCUGGCAACAGCCCGAAUUCGUCAAACGGUUUUCGAAAAUCCAGCUCCAGUUCGAGGUCCCCGUUUUCGCCCUUCCCUUCUCUGUCUCCGGUCUCUCCGUUUUCGUCUUCGGACAUGCUCGACGACAGCGUUUUCUACAGCCCAAAGCCACCCCGCCCAAGGGACUCUCCUUCCUCGUCUUGUGAAUGUAAGGAGUUCAGCUUAGUGGCGUCGAGGAGGAGCAGAGCGUCAACGGGACCUCCGAGUGCCGGGCCCGUACCUACCAAAGAACGCAUGUCCAAUUCCUAUGCCAAUUUGAAGUACGGUAUUGAACCUGGAAGGUCUUUUUCUGUAAGUUCGGUGUCUUCCAGUCGCCCCUCUGGCCCUGGACGUAUCUCAACGGGGUCAAGGUUCAUGAGCGCCAGCGAUUUGACAAAAGCUAGCACCUUUUCUUGCGGACACACGGCUAAUGAUUCAGAUAAUUGGCACGGGCAGUACGGCUCCGAGGCUAAUUCCCAAUCCGGACGCUACACAAACGACGGCAAAGUCCGAUCGAGUUCGCUCCCGAGAUCUUUCACGCAACGUUUGAGCAACUGGAGCGAGAGGCAGUCCGGUUCUUCUUCAAAUCCAUGGGGGCAGAGGAUGGAUACUGUUGAUUUUCCGUGGGACACAGAGGGUCCGCCUACACCUCCUCCGACGCCUCCGUUGUCCCCCGUAAAUGUCCGCAUGUCCAAACCGCCGUGUCUCUCUCCGCCGUCUUUCUCUGGACAGUCUGACCCCCCUCAAGACAACCUGUCCCCCCGACGACUCCUGCCGUCCCGGGGAUACACCUCCAGCCUCAGCACCUUCGAGGAGUCGUCUGACAGCAGCUCGGACACGACCACGGACGAUGAAUACUAUCUAGAAACAGGAGAAGAUGAAGAAAAAGAGACGGAACUGUAAAACGGUUUUAUUUUGAAAGUCUCUUGUAUAUUUUUUGGAUGAGUGGAGAAGAGAGGGACUUACAUUUGAGCAACGCAUCAAGUUUAUUUGUAAAGAAUGUAAAAGAUGUUGGUUUUGUUGUUUAAAGUGCGGGUUACUGCUGUCGUUUUCACAUUAAAAAGGGCCAUUUUUUAAACGGCCCAUAUCACACUGUUCUCUGAUCUAUGUUCUAAUGUUGUUUCCUCGUCGCAAACAGAGCUGGAGUUGUGUUGUUUUUUUUUCAUUCACACAAACCCUGCAUAUUUUUAUAGAGUUCUUCUCUCAGACUGAAAACACUCUGUCCCACCUUGUGAUGUCAUCAUGUGGUAAUACAGGAAGUGCUCCACUGUGUUUAUAAACUCCAUACACCUUCACUUGACUUCACUUUCAGACCUGGAAUUGCCUCUUAUCUCUACUGAAUACAAGAUAAAAGCAGCUAUUAACUUGAAAACUACCACUUCAUGACAUCACAAGGUGGAACAGAGCAUUUUGAGCUUUGGAGAUGUAGACCGGGGGGUGUUCAAACUCUUUUCACCGAGGGCCAUAUCUUGAAAAAUAUUCGAGAUGGAGGGACAGACGAAUGGUCAGUACAGUGGAUAAUUCAGAUGGUGCAUUUAACAUAGUUUAAAUAAAACAAUGUGAUGCUAUUAGGUUAUAUUGGUGGGAAUACUCAAAUUUGUCAUAAAAGUGAUGAUUGUGAUCAAUUGGGCCAGUUCAACUGAAGGCCUGAGGGCCAAUAAAAUUUGGUCUGAGGGCCACAUUUGGCCCCCGGGCCAUAGUUUGGACACCCCUGAUGUAACAGACUAAUAAUAAAGUGUGACUUAAAUGUGUGAAUGAAACAAAACACAACUCCAGGUCUGUUUUUGAGGAAACAACAUCAGAACACAACUUCACACUCACAAAAGUCAAGUUUGCAUAAUAUAGAAGCUUUAAGGAAGGAAGACUUAAAGUGUGGGUGUGUCCACCUGCAGCUCGUCUCCAUGGAGACGUCACGGAUCACUUCUCCUGGAAUGUUCCGCAGUAUGAACCAUCUCUAUUCCACAUAUAUCCAUUCGCAGUUGUUAGCGGCGGUCCUCUUUCCACAGAUUUGACCUGUAACGUCGUCUCCAUGGAGAUAAACAUGUUUAAUGCCAUACUGAGGAAGAUUUCAGUGGCAGAUCCUUCACUUCCUCUUACGUACAGGUUUACUCGAGUUUGUUUUGGACACACCGACUCAUUUUUUCUUUAUUUUUACUACUUUUCACACUUUAUAUACACAGAAAACAUCAAAUAUAUGAAGUAAAACAAAUGGAACUAUGUAGUAAAGAAAAACUUAAACAACUUUACUAAAUAUUUUUGCAAAGGUUGGCGACUUUUGAACACUCCAAACUUUCACCUGGACACGAAUGUAAUAAUUUAAAGCCCAAAAAAAAACAGCUUUAGAACAAUGACUUUUCUCAUAAAUGGAAGCACACUUAUGUAACUCUAACCCGCUCUGGUUUUGGAUGAGGGAUGUACAAAGUUGACCUGAGCUUAGCCGAAUUCGCCGCUGUUCUUCGUGGAGUUGCAUGGCUGUUGUGAAAAACAAUCUGUUGUGAGGUUGAGCUUAAGAAAUGACUUUUAACACACGUUUGUGCGUUUGCUACUUAGUGCUAAUGAACACUUUGAAUGUACUUUUGUGUUUUUAAAAUGCAUAAGCUGAUUUAGUGAGCAGCGUUUAAACCAAAUCGAACUUUGAGAAAGGGACGAUGAUGAUAAUAGUAAUAAUAAUAAUAAUAAUAAUAAUAAGAGCUGUAUUUUAUGAUAGAUUUAAAGUGUUUUGCAGAUAUUUCAAUGCUCUGUACAGAUUCUGAUCUUUUGCCGAUGAACGAUUUGCACACAGAGAUUCCUAAGUCUUAAUAUAUCAGUUUUAUAAAUAAAUGUUUUGUCAAAAUCC
Messenger RNA from Periophthalmus magnuspinnatus, 7009 nucleotides. Its product is annotated as mucin-2. The coding region runs from base 139 to 5076 and encodes 1645 amino acids. The transcript has 5 exons. The record is from RefSeq and is a predicted model, not a curated record. Lineage: Eukaryota; Metazoa; Chordata; Actinopteri; Gobiiformes; Gobiidae.